GCGAUCGGUUCGAAUCAGACGGACAGGGAGAGAGAUAGGGAGAGCGCGAGGAAAAGGCGCAGGAAAAAAGCAGGGAUGAAGGAUGUAACCGUCUCCUUUUGGAAGCAUGUGAAGAGAGAGAGAGAGAGAGAGAGAGAGAGCCAAAUUAAGAGUCACGCCUUUGGCACCAGCUGCCAUCCCUGCUAACGCGACGACCUAUCUGCAGAUUUUCACAGAGAGAGAGAGAGAGAGAGGGAGAGAACGAGAGUAUUUUGAGUACGGAACGAAUAUCUCAAUCUUCUGCAACAUAUCUGCAGCAGCAGCUUUCUGGCGAAGAACUUGAAUAAAGCUUUCAUAGUCUCUCUGUGGAUCAUUGUACAUGCAGAUUCCGAAGGUAGCAUAUGUACAGCCUUUCUUCACUUCCAAUUUCUUUUGCCGUAGCUGCGUUUCUUACUUUAAUUUCCUCUCUAUACAAGGGAUACAAUUGGAGGGAAUUGUUUACGCUGAUCGAUCCCAAGAACUCUUCGUUUUAUUCAGAAUCCUUCGCCUGAGGUUCAAAGGUGAAAUUCUGUUGAACAAAGAAGUGUAUCAUUCGGUAACUUGGUGCGCAGAAUAAACAUGUCAUCUUCAAAAUGGAAGUAUUCUCACCUUCAUGCCAGCAUCUUCUUGUGCUUCUUGCAACUUUCUUGCUCAGACACAAUUUAUUCUGGUGACAUUAAGUCAUUAGUUGCUCUUAGAGACUCUCUUGUGCGAAAAAAAGAUAUUAUUCCAAGUUGGUUUGAUGCAAAUAUUUCCCCAUGCAACUGGACUGGCAUAAAAUGUGAGGGGCCCAUAGUUCACCAAAUACAUGUACCUUGUACAUCAUUCCCCUUGGAUGUUCCCUUUGCUAACCAAUUUGGAGAGUUUAGGCAUCUGAAGCAUCUUAAUCUCAGCUAUUGUGCCCUCAGUGGCCAUGUUUCUGCAAAUCUUUGGAGCCUCCAUGAUUUAGAGACCCUUGACUUGAGCCAUAACAGAUUGUCUGGACUGCUGCCCCCAACAGUGUCUAACCUUAGAAAUCUAAGACAACUUGUGCUUGAUGAUAAUAGUUUCUCUGGUAGUUUACCACCAACAAUUGGUCAACUCAAAGAACUCUUUGAACUCUCAGUCCAUGCAAACUCAUUUUCCGGAGAUCUUCCAGCUGAAAUAGGAAAUCUACAACACUUGCAGUCCCUUGACCUUAGUGCAAAUUUCUUCUCUGGGUACCUGCCUUCAAGUGUUGGUAAUCUUACUGGGCUGCUCUACAUUGAUGCAAGUGAGAACAGAUUUACAGGACCACUAUUGCCUGAAAUUGGAAAUUUGGGUAUGCUUAGAGUUCUUGAUUUGUCAUGGAACUCAUUGACUGGAAACAUGCCCGAGGAAGUAGGAAAUUUGACCAGCUUAACUACAUUGAAUGUGGGAAACAAUAACCUCAAUGGAGCAAUACCAGUAACAAUUGGCAGGCUGAGAGACCUAAAUAUCCUUAAUAUCCAGGGUUGCAGAUUUACUGGAAACCUGCCAGAAGAGAUCUCCAAGCUUACCGGCUUGACUUACUUGAAUAUAGCACAGAAUAAUUUUGAGGGAGAACUUCCAUUGAGCUUCGGCAAGCUGUCAAAUUUAGUUAACCUACUAGCUGCUAAUUCGGGUCUGAGUGGACCAAUUCCAGAGGAACUAGGAAACUGCAAGAAACUCAAGAUUCUGAAUCUGUCCUUCAAUUCAUUAUAUGGUCUAUUACCUGAUACUCUUGCUGGCCUUGAAUCCAUGCACUCACUUAUACUCGACUCCAAUAACCUAGCGGGUCCAGUGCCUGAUUGGCUUUCCAACUGGAAGCAGGUAGAGGCCAUACUGUUAUCAAAGAACCACUUCAAUGGGUCUCUACCUCCUCUUAAUCUGCCGUUGUUGGCUGUACUUGAUAUCAACUCCAACAUGCUGUCUGGUGAAUUGCCUGCAGAAAUAUGCAGUGCCAGGUCAUUGGCCAUUUUGUUUCUCUCAGGUAACCGCUUUACUGGUACCAUAGACAACACAUUCCAGAAUUGUUUGAAUCUUACAGAUCUGGUGUUGUCCGGAAAUGAUCUGUUUGGUGAGAUACCACCCUAUCUUGGGGAGCUUCAGCUGGUUACUUUGGAACUGUCAAAAAACAAAUUCUCUGGGAGAAUUCCUGAUCAACUAUGGCAUUCAAAAACACUUAUGGAGAUUUCACUCAGUGACAAUCUACUUGAAGGUCAGAUACCUGGUGAUAUUGCUAAAGUUUCUUCACUGCGGAGGUUGCAAUUGGAAAAUAAUCUAUUUGAUGGAAACAUUCCAAGUUCCAUUGGUGAACUGAAAAAUCUGACAAAUCUGUCCCUACAUGGUAACAAGUUGACAGGAAGGAUCCCCCUCCAACUGUUUGAGUGUACAAAAUUGGUGUCUCUGGACAUUGGUGGAAACAAGCUUACUGGUCCUAUUCCAAGAUCCAUAUCCCAGUUGAAACUUCUUGACAACCUUGUGUUAUCAAACAACCACUUCUCCGGUCCAAUACCUGAGGAGAUCUGCUCCGCAUUUCAGAAAGUGCCCCUACCGGACUCUGAGUUUACCCAGCACUACGGCAUGCUUGAUUUGUCCAAUAAUGAGUUUGUUGGGCCUAUUCCAGCGUCAAUUAAGCAGUGUAUUGUUGUGACAGAACUAUUACUACAGCAAAACAAGCUCAAUGGGAGCAUUCCUGACGAGAUCUCAGGUCUGGCUAACUUGACAUUGCUUGAUCUGUCUUUCAAUGAUUUAACAGGGCCAGCUAUUCCCCAGUUAUACUCAAUGAGAAACCUUCAGGGGCUCAUACUUUCACACAAUCGGCUAACUGGCUUGAUUCCUGAUAAUCUAGUUGCUCUAAUCCCAAGCUUAGCCAAGCUUGACCUGUCAAAUAAUUGGUUGACAGGUCCAUUGCCUUCUUCAGUUUUUGGUAUCAAGAGUCUUUCCUACCUAGACAUCAGUUCAAAUUCAUUCUCGGGACCCAUCUCCUUUGAUUUUGGAAGCACAAGCUCUCUUUUGGUCCUUAAUGCAAGUAACAACCUUUUUUCUGGUAUGCUUGGCGACUCUCUGUCUAAUCUGACCACCCUGUCCAUAUUAGACAUUCACAACAAUUCAAUCACUGGCAUGGUGCCUCCUUCACUCUCUAAUCUUGAUGCCUUGACAUAUAUAGACUUCUCCAGCAACAAUUUUCGAGGAUCUGUGCCUUGCAAUAUAUGUGAUAUAGCAGGCCUCGCUUUUAUCAAUUUCAAUGGCAACAGAUUCACCGGCUAUGUGCCGGAGAGUUGCACCGAGGUCAAACACUGCAUACCAAACCAACCGAAUUUGUCUUCCACUCAGGGAUACCCGCCUCCAUCCUUUCUUAGCCGUGCUUCUGUUUGGGGUAUUGCUCUUAGUGCCAUAUUCAUUUCCCUGCUGCUGCUUCUUGUUUGUCUUCUCAGAUGGAGUAAAUUGAGACAAGAAGUUUUAAUCCUUGACAAGGGAAAGGGUAAGCUUGUUGCAGAAAUUGAGCUAGAGUCCACUGACGAACUUCUUGGUAAAAAACUCAAGGAGCCACUAAGCAUCAAUAUUGCAACUUUUGAGCAAUCCCUACUGCGGAUAGACCCUGCAGAUAUCGUGUCAGCAACAGAAAAUUUCAGCAAGACAUACAUCAUUGGCGAUGGCGGGUUUGGCACAGUGUAUAAAGCCUCACUCCCAGGAGGUAGAUCCAUAGCAGUCAAAAGGCUCAAUGGAGAACACUUGCAUGCUGACCGUGAAUUCUUGGCCGAGAUGGAGACGCUUGGAAAGGUCAGGCACGAAAAUUUGGUUUCACUUCUUGGCUAUUGUGUCUUUGCAGAGGACAGGUUUUUGAUAUAUGAAUACAUGGAGAAUGGCAGCCUCGAUAUGUGGUUGAGGAACCGGGCAGACGCAGUCGAGACACUUGACUGGCCGACAAGGUUCGAGAUCUGUCUAGGUUCAGCCCGGGGGCUCGCCUUUCUGCAUCAUGGCUUCGUUCCCCACAUCAUUCACCGAGACAUCAAGUCCAGCAACAUACUGCUGAGUAGCAAGUUUGAACCCCGAGUAUCAGACUUUGGCCUCGCAAGGAUCAUCAGCGCAUGUGAGAGCCAUGUUAGUACUCUGCUGGCAGGCACCUUUGGCUACAUUCCUCCCGAGUAUGGCCAGACCAUGGUGGCGACAACCAAGGGCGAUGUCUACAGCUUCGGAGUGGUGAUGCUCGAGCUCGUGACAGGGAGGCCGCCAACCGGCCAGGCUGAUGGUGAAGGCGGCAAUCUUGUUGGAUGGGUGAGGUGGAUGACUGCAAAGGGCCGGGAGGAAGAGUUGGUGGAUUCAUGCCUCUCUGGUUUCAAAAUGUGGAAAGAUCAAAUGCUGGGUGUUCUUGAAGUUGCGAGAGUGUGCACUCGUGAUGAGCCAUGGGUGCGGCCUACUAUGGUUGAAGUGGUCAAUCUGUUGGUGGAUCUUGAGAUGAAAUCUGCCUGUUGUGGUAAGUGUUAAAAAUUGAGGUAAUCUAACCAAUAUAUUGGCAUGUUUGACCUUUAAGAUGAUAGCAUGUAAAUGUGAAAUGUAGUGCUGAAGCAAGAAAUUAGUGUGAAAUUAGUGAUGUCUCAAUUUUAACCGUACGCA
Messenger RNA from Diospyros lotus (date-plum), 4614 nucleotides. Its product is annotated as leucine-rich repeat receptor protein kinase MSP1-like. The transcript has 2 exons. Gene Ontology annotation, biological process: protein phosphorylation. Lineage: Eukaryota; Viridiplantae; Streptophyta; Magnoliopsida; Ericales; Ebenaceae. The record is from RefSeq and is a predicted model, not a curated record. Bases 598 to 4485 code for a protein of 1295 amino acids. Gene Ontology annotation, molecular function: protein binding; ATP binding; protein kinase activity.